This is a messenger RNA of Amphimedon queenslandica, 803 nucleotides long. Its product is annotated as beta-1,3-galactosyl-O-glycosyl-glycoprotein beta-1,6-N-acetylglucosaminyltransferase 3-like. NCBI's taxonomy places the organism in Eukaryota, Metazoa, Porifera, Demospongiae, Haplosclerida, Niphatidae. The transcript has 2 exons. Gene Ontology annotation, molecular function: acetylglucosaminyltransferase activity. Gene Ontology annotation, cellular component: membrane. The record is from RefSeq and is a predicted model, not a curated record. The annotation marks the transcript as partial.
UAGCCAGUUGUGUUUUGUACUUUUAUCCUUAUUGUGACCAUUAUAAUUAUUCUUGCGAUGUUUUUUACUACUUCACAAGAUCUUUAUUUUUGGUACUAAUAAGUGUAAUUGUUGGAGUAGCAUUUAUAUCUUCUAGAAUAACAAAUGACACUCGUAGAUUUGUAAUAACAAAUUCAAGCUGUAGAUCACCAUUUUUAUACAAUACCACCAAGCAGGAUUUAAUUUGUAGGAAGCCAAAGUAUUAUCCAACUCCGAAACCUUUUUUCCGUAACCUGCAGCCUACACUAAAUCCAUCCUGUGAUAAAUUAUUUGAUGGACAACAUUUAGAGAGACAACGUGUCAGAAAUGCAAUGGAAAAACUUGAGUUACCAUUUGAUGCUGAAGUAAUUGAGACAUAUAUGGACUGUAGCUUUGUACAAGAUGACUUUGACAACAACUUUUACAUUUCUCCAGAUGAAAUUGACUUCCCCAUUGCAUACGAGAUGUUAAUAUAUUAUCAGAAAAAUCGUUUCCUACAAGCACUCAAUUUAUUGAAAUUUAUUUAUAGACCCCACAACAUUUACUGUAUACAUAUUGACAAGGGUUCUCCUCAAUGGUGGAUAAAUGGUAUUAAAUGCUUUACGAGCUGUCUUCCUAAUGUUUUUGUGGCAAAAAAACUUGUCAAGAUAUACUAUGGAAGUGUUAGUAUUCUGGAUGCACAUUUGAGUUGUCUCAGUGAACUACUGAUAGUAACUACACCAUGGAAAUAUGUACUGACAUUACAUUCACCUGAACUCCCAUUGAUAAGUAAUCGGGACAUGUAA